Cinara cedri is the source of this 3716-nucleotide messenger RNA. The record is from the annotation of a GenBank genome assembly. NCBI's taxonomy places the organism in Eukaryota, Metazoa, Arthropoda, Insecta, Hemiptera, Aphididae.
AUGAAUUAUGAUAAAUUAAUAGGUAAGAAUAUAUUUAGUUACAUUAUACUUAAAAUAUAUAAAUACUAAGGAAUAAUAUUAUUACAGAAAUGAUUUUUAAUAUUAUAAGACCUAUUAUUUUUGUUUUAUUAUUAAUUAUUAACUAAAUUAUGUCACAAUAAGAAUUGUAUUAUUAUAUAAAAUUGUAUAUUAAAAACGUAAUGCUACACGUUUAAUACUUCAACUACUUCACUACUUUCUUUUACAAGUACUUUAAUAGGACAGGUUUUGUUUUUAAAAUACGACAUACGGUUUGAAUUUGAUUACUAUCACGAGUUCGUAAUGCAAAACGAUUCUAAAAGAUUAAACAAUAAACUUUUCUUAUAUAACAUUUUACCCGUUCUUCAUAGUAUUUUUUUUAAGGCCACGGUUAGUACAACAAAAAAUAUUUCUGGAGAACUUUGUAUGAUUGUAUGUAUUAAAUUUUAUAACUGAGAAUAUUUUUAUAAGAUAUUUUUGUUCGCACGAUUUUAUCAACUUAAAAAUGUGUGUAUGGAUAAAAAAAUCGAAUUAAAUUCCUAUUUAGAUAUACACAUUUAAAUCUCUUCCGAUUUUUUCAGGAAUCUAAAAUAUAGAAUAAAUGGUUUAUAAAUUAUAAUAAAUAAUACUACGAAACCGUUUUUCUAGGUGGAAUUAUAGUAGUUUUUGUUAUUGCCGUCUGCCGGAAUAGCAAUGCAGAUAUCAAUAACACGUGCAUUGAAGCGACUGACAUUUGUCCUAAUGAAAAUAUAAAAUUUUUUUUAUACACUAAGUACGAAUAUAAAUUAACUGUUAACUAAGAUCCUAAUUUUAGAUAACAUUGAUUAAAAUACACAUACUUCAUAUUAUUAAAUAAAAUGUUUGCAGUCAGACAAAAACCGACCCUGUUGAGCUUUCAGAAAAUUCGAUUAAAACCAUAAAGUUCGCCAAGUCAUACGAUUUAAAAAUAUUGGUACACGGAAUAUAUGGAUCGCGAAAUGAUGAAUUUAAUACGUUAUUAAGAACCGGUAAAUAUUUUAAUGGUGAUUCAAAUAAAAUAUGAACAUAAUUUGGGUUGAAUGUAUUGUUUAUUGUAUUGCAUUGUUUAACAUUUCAAAAAAUAAUUUUAUUUCAAUAUUAUGAACAUCCAAUUGUUUAACUGUCUAACUAAUUUUUGUCAGCAUACUUUUCACAAAGAGAAUAUAACAUAAUAACAAUCGAUUACCAUCCACUUGCACAUUCAAUGGAAUGUUACAAAGAGGCUGUGAGUAAUGUACCGAUCAUUGGAAAAUGCGUUUCACAAAUGUUGGUCGCGAUUUUGAACGAACACGAUCAAUUCAAGUACAUACAUGCGAUUGGAUACAGUUUAGGAGGUCAAUUAGUCGGUCUUAUUGGAAAACUGAUGAGAAAAAAUGAAAAAACUCUUGACAGAGUUACAGGUGAAUGCAAUCUGUUUUCAGAAGUAUCAAAAUGUUUAUCUUGAUAUCGAUUUAUGUAUUGCACUAAUGUGUGAACACUUAAUUGUCUGAAUUAUAUGAAUAUCUUCUUCUUCUUAUCCUUCGCCUUCAUCUCAACUAUAUUUGUGAUUUGUCACCCUCGUUUGAAACGUCUACUUGAUCCGGUAUACUCCGGUCUCCCACACGUAUACAUCGGUUUUUCUAAUAUCAUUCUCAAUCGCAUCCAACCACCCUCUUGUCGAUCUUUCUCUCCUCUUCUUUCCUCCAAAUUCCUUUUAAUUAAAAUGUAUACUGCUUCAGAUUCCUCUGUUUCUAUGACAUACCCGACCUAUAUCAGUCUAUUUUAUAUCACUGUGUAAACUAUAGACAGCUACGCCUAAGCUCUCUCUUAUGUACUCAUCCCUAAUCCUAUAUUUUCUCAUCACUCUAAUCAUCCACCUAAGCAUUUUCAUCUCUAUUACACUCAUUCAUUGUUUUAUUUUUCUUGCCACUAUACAGCACUCUGAACCAUACAACAAAGUAGGUCUCACCAUACUUUGGUAGAAUUUAACAUAAAGCUUCAUUGGAAUUCUCUUGUCACAUAAAAAACCACUUUUAUCCACUAUAUCUAAUAACACCUAAUCUUAUGUGAUUCAGAUACUUAUGAAAGCCAUUAUUAUUUUUUUAAAAAGAUCUUAAAUACUUAAAGCUCUCAAUUUCUCCUAUUGUAUCACCGCUUAUUUUCGUUAGCUAUUUCGUCCUGUUUCUCUAAAUACAUUCUCUGUUUUACUCCUACUUAUUCUAAGUCCUUUUAUUUUAAGUUCUAAUCUCCAUUCCUCAAGACUAACUUAUUUCAGAUUUUCUCCUAUCAAAGUUAUGUUAUUUACAAAUAUUAUACAGCAUGAUAUCUCCUCUCAUAUUUCAUUCCUACGCACAUCCGUGAUGAGAUAUUCUGCCGAAGUUCUGCUUAAAACUCAUCAUACUUUUUGAUAGAAUUUUACACCGACUGUUGAUCUGACGCAACCUCAUUUUUCGCCUUUUAAAACUGUUAUUGUGGAAGUAUUAUUAUUCCCUCUGCCAGGAAAGUCUAAAUUAUAUGGGUUUACUAUAUAUAUUUUAUUAUUGAAAAUCAGGACUAGAUCCAGCAUUACCUUGUUUCGAAGUGGCAUCAAAUAAAUUGGAUGUGCACAGUGGCACACAAGUAGAUGUCAUUCAUACUAAUUCUGGAGUUUUCGGAUACACGUUACCCAUUGGAACUGUUGAUUUUUAUGCUAACGGUGGAAUCGGCCAACCAGGGUGUCAAAACACUAUUGAAUGUGAGUAUCCGUUACUUGAAGAUUAAUUCAUCUUAAAAAAGCAGAGGUCAGGGUUAAAAAUACGUUUACACUUGAUUUAGUACCUCUAAUUUUUUAACAGGUAUUUAUUUAAAUGUUAUAAAAAUCGCUGAAAAAUAUUUUGGAUAAGAUUUUUCUUUUAUACAAUUUAAAUUGUAUUAUAAUAUUUAUAUAUUUGCUGUUAGGCACUUUUAUUAUAGUAUUGUAAACUACUAUAGGUAGGUAUUUAAAAUAAUUUGUAUCUUUUGUUUUAUCGCUGAAAAGAUAAUUCAUUGUAUCUACUGACCCAAUGAUUUUUGAAUAUAUUUAAUCUAAAUAAGAUGAAUAAAACUAAAUUUAAAUUUAUCUAAUUUUAAACAACCAUGUUUGUUCUUUUAGAAUAAAUUAACAUUCAUUUUCUUAGAUAAUUGGAUAGUUUGUAGCCACGAAAGAUCAUAUAAAUAUUACGCUGAGUCGAUUUAUUACGGCACGAACAUGUCUGGAUUUUAUGCAAAGACAUCGAGCUCUACACAAAAAUUAUCAUUAUUGGGAGGUUUUAGAACUUAUUUAUUCAGAAAUAAUGUAUUGUUCGGAGAAUACCUCGAUCCUAAGUAAGUUCCUUAUAAGUUUUAAUAAUUGUAUGUAAGUGUAAUGUAAAUAUGUACCUAUAUUAUAUAAUUAUACAAUUACAACAUUGUUUAACUAACAUACUAUUUUAAUUUUAAAACUAUACAUUUAUAUUUCUUGUUCCGUUUAGCAACCAAAAGAAAAAUAAAUAAAAAUAUUAACUGGUAUAAAUUCUAAGAUUGAACCCUAAUAAUAUUCUUUACUAAUUUGCUCAUUAUAUUUAAUUAGCAUUAAAGGUGUAUACGGAUUUCAAACAAACGACAGUUCACCUUAUGCACAAGGACGUUGUAAACUUAUGUCAUUUAUUUUGUCACUGUUAAAGAAAACAGCAAUCAAUGUUUGA